UUGAUGCACGCUCCAAAUUUAAUCCGUAUAAAAAGGUUAGGAAAUUAAUCGUCCAACUCGAUUUUCUCCUCCACCCUCAAAUAAGUUGUUCACCAGCAAACGCCCAUUCCCUCUUUUCACAACACACGUUUCGAUUAUUUACAAUUGGAUUAAUUUGAGGUAUUAAUUCUUUCCAAUAAGUAGAUCACCCACUCCCAUCAAUUCAAAAUUUUCCGCCACCAAAAACAAUCCCUCAUGUUUGGAUUAGCACAUUAAUCAUGGCUUCCAUGCAAAACGCGGCCCUCCGCCUCCGCGAGGAUUGCUUCGGGAGGGUGGGCCCUGCCGGUUUAAGCGGCGGCUGGAGGAGGAGGACAUGCGUGAAGAUGAAGGCGGACGUAAAUAUGCGGACGAAGAAGCAGGGGAUUCAGGUGGCGUUAAGGGAGAAAAGGGAAGCGGAGGCGAAUCCCGAGUAUCUGCUGGGCGGGUUUGCGGAGGAGCGGUUCGUGUACAGACAACGUUUUGUUAUAAGGUCUUACGAGAUUGGAGCGGAUAAAACCGCCACCAUGGAAACUCUGAUGAAUCUUCUGCAGGAGACAGCUCUGAAUCAUGUGUCCAGCGCCGGCGUCGCGGGCAACGGCUUUGGGGCCACCCGGGAGAUGAGCAUCAGGAAGCUUAUCUGGGUCGUCACGCGUAUACACGUCCAAGUUGACCACUAUAGCUCUUGGGGAGAUGUUGUGGAGAUCGACACUUGGGUGGAUGCAGCGGGUAAAAAUGGGAUGCGCCGCGACUGGAUUAUUCGAGACUACGACACCCACACAAUCAUAACCAGAGCUACCAGUACGUGGGUGAUCAUGAAUAGAGAAACAAGAAGGCUAAGCAAAAUCCCAGAUGAAGUGAGGAAAGAGGUGCAGCCUUUUUACCUGAAUAGAGCAGCCAUCGCAACUCACAAUUCCGACAGCCACAAGAUUGAAAAGCUUACUGAUCAAACUGCUCACAGAAUCCGAAACGGAUUGGCUCCGCGAUGGAGCGAUAUGGAUGCAAAUCAACAUGUAAACAAUGUCAAAUACAUCGGCUGGCUAUUGGAGAGUGUGCCUGUAAAUGUGCUUGAAGACUACAACAUGACGCGGAUGACCUUAGAAUACAGACGGGAAUGCCGUCAGUCAAACGUGCUGGAGUCGUUGACCAGCAUCAAAGUCAACGAAGAAGAAGAAGCAGACAGCCAAGUUUUGGAAUGCACACAUUUGCUGCGCAUGGAAGCAGAUCAGGCUGAGAUCGUUCGAGCAAGGUCGGUCUGGCAGUUCAAACAACAUCAUCGCGACAUCUGAAUUUUUUUAUUUUUUUAUUUAUUUUUUCUUUCAAUUCUUAGCAUUUGUUCUGAAUAAUUGGAAAAAUAUUUCUAGUACACAUACUGAAACUUCCGAUAUUUUUUUAUAAAUCUUUUUAUAUUCUUGUGUGGCUGA
This is a messenger RNA of Salvia miltiorrhiza (redroot sage), 1439 nucleotides long. RefSeq names its product palmitoyl-acyl carrier protein thioesterase, chloroplastic-like. Bases 258 to 1304 code for a protein of 348 amino acids. The record is from RefSeq and is a predicted model, not a curated record. Gene Ontology annotation, biological process: fatty acid biosynthetic process. NCBI's taxonomy places the organism in Eukaryota, Viridiplantae, Streptophyta, Magnoliopsida, Lamiales, Lamiaceae. The transcript is spliced from 5 exons. Gene Ontology annotation, molecular function: fatty acyl-[ACP] hydrolase activity; acyl carrier activity.